Molecule: messenger RNA, 3251 nt
Organism: Mangifera indica (mango)
Lineage: Eukaryota; Viridiplantae; Streptophyta; Magnoliopsida; Sapindales; Anacardiaceae
Exons: 2
Coding region: 1235-3031 (598 amino acids)
Source: RefSeq, a predicted model, not a curated record
AAAUACACUAAAAUAUUUAAACAAUAAUGAAAAAUAGUGGCUAAGGUUUGACACAGUUAUCCUCCCCAUGCCAUGCCACCAUUACACUCCUACCAAACUUGCUGAAUCACUGUCAACUACAGCAAUGCUACCAGAUUUAAAGACAAAUUCUCUCUCUCUUUAUCUGCGCUUGCAGAAACAGUUAAAACACACAAAAACGAUUCUUUUCUUUCCUUACAGAGAGAGAAACUGAACACAUAAAUGCAGAGACUCAACAAAGCUGGUGUGGGACAUGGGAUACGUUGUUCAUCAUUUGCACAUUAGCUUAUGAUUUCAUUGGCCUGGAUGGUUUCUCUGAUGGAGGAGUUAACAGGACUCAGGUUGUCAGGUUUUGGAUCUGUUUCUUCAUUUUAAACAUUAUUAUGGGUUUCUAUAUAGAACUUGGUAUUUUAAAUUGUAAAAAUUAUGUUUCUGUCUUUCUGAUCUGAAAGAGCUAGUUUAUGCUCUUCCUUCUACACCCAGCUUUUUACAUAACUGUUGUAUAUAUUCUAGACAUGUACGUUAAGUUUUCUGGUAAAUUUAUCAAUGAUUUUGUUGUGGAAAUCGAAUCUUGAGAAUCAAUUCUACUUAUUUGUGUGAUUAUAUCCCUUUCUUCCUGGUUUGUUCAAUCAUAUUCACAUCUUUUGCAAUGAAAUUCAUGUUUUGCAGCAAAAUUCAUGCUAUGAUUGGUAUAGUUACUUCCGUUUGAUCAGAUCUUGCUGAAUGAUGGUUGGUUUAUUAUAUUAAAGGUUAUAUUGUAUAGUUAUGACUUAAAUUCUAUAAUGAGUUACCCAAAUUUAGGAAAUGUGGUAUAAAACAUGGAUUUUCAAGAAAAUUAGUACUGGUAAUAGAGGGAGUAGAUGAAUGUUAAUGUGGAUUUGAUGACUUACUGUGCACUAAUAUAAAUUUGUAAUGUGAAAUUUCUCCAUCUAAUGCAUGUGGUUUUUCACAUUUUGGAUUUUACACAUAAAAUCUUGUGUUCUUGUGUUGUUUACUUUGCAUUUCUUUGUUGUUUGAUUUCUGGGUUCCAUAUCAGGUGAAAACAAAGAAACAUGAAAAUAUUGAUGCCAGAUUAGAUGACUUCUUUUUUUUCACUAUGCAGUAAUCUUAAAAGGGCUUUCUGCUGAAGAAUUAUGAAAUGUGAUCAAAUCUUAGUUUUGAGUUAAAAUUGUUCUCCAAAUCAUCCUUUCAAUAUGUUUAGCACCUCCCAGGUUGAAUGAAAGUUGUUGGUAGUAAUUCAAGAUUUCUUCUGCGAGUUUGUGGUUCCAAGCCAGCAUACCUUUUGAGUUUUAUUAUGUCCCCCAAUUCUAGAAUGGGAGAUGAACUGAAAUUUCCACAGCAAUGGGAAUUCAGGAGGAAAGAUGAGGGCUUCUAUUCUUCAAGCAAUGAUUCCCAGUCAAAUUCCAUCAGUGAGUCUACCCUCAAGGAGCAUAAUAUGGUUUCUGGCUGGAUUUCACUCAAUAAUGAUGAAACUAGCAAUACUAGCAGACCUCAGCCGAACUUGAACAAUGAUUAUGGUUUUGUGGGUCAAUUUCAUUUAGAGAAAGCUGAAGAAAAGAACAUCAAGAGUAAAAAGAAUAAUUUUGCUAAUAGUGAAUUGAAGAAGGAUUCUGAAGAACUCAAUAGAAAGAAGAGUAAAACUAGUGCUUAUGGCCUUGCUGCAGUCAGUGAUGUUAAAAGCUUCACAGAAUCCUUAUUAGAGGAGCUUAGAGCUUCAAGAGAAAAAUUGUUUGCAUGGAUGAGGGAGGAGAUGAACAAAUUGAUAGCUGAUGAUACUGGUCCAAGUAAAAGGAGAAAAGGUUCAUCUAGUGGAAAGAAAGUCCAAUCCUGGCAUCAAAACAAGUCUGAGAAGAACAUUAGUAUGCAAUCCCAGAAAAACGUUGAAAAGAACCUGAAAUUCCAGGAUAAAAAUAUCACUGAGGAAUGUAUUCAAGAUAAACAGCUGAAUGGAAAUGGGAUAUUCAUCCAUAUGCAACAGCAGAACAAUUUCGGGGACACUGACGUAGAGCGCCAAAACAAGUUUGAUCCCAACUGCAAUGGCAAAUCUCUGGAGAGCUUUGUUAAAAGCAGUAAAGCACAUGUUAAUGAUCACUGUCAAGCACUGGAUGAUCAGGUUGAUUAUAGCAAAGGUACUGAGUCCAUAAUGUCAGUAGACAAGGAGAAAAAAAAGAGGUUAGCUUUGGCUUCUAACUCGAAGUUUCAGCCCAGUUCUUCUGACCAGAGUGUCACAGUGCAGCAUCCCAAGAGUGUUGUAUUGGCUAUUCAAGCUCAAAACUGCAAUGAUGGAUCUUCAAAGAGGUCUGCAGCAGGCAAAAAAAAAGCUGAUUCUAACAAACUCUGUCAAGUGCCUGAAGAUAGACCUGGUUACAGCAGAUCGAUGGCAUCUUGCGAAAAGGACAAAGCAAAAAGGUUGAAAUUACGUGUUGGGCACAAUUUUACACUCAACUCCCCGCAUCAUGCAGCUUCCUCAAUGUAUUUAACAUUGCCUACAGUCUUAACUAAGGCCCCAGAGUUGAACAGGAAGCUUGAUACUUCGCUCUGUAAUUUUAUUCAACCAAGAGAUGAAGGAAACAAAACCACUGUGAAUUUGGAAAGGCCAAAUCAAAUGGUUGAUUUUAGCUCACAUUGUGGAUAUUUUCCAAGCAUACAAGAAGAACAAAGAGGGGGCAAUUUUGCUCAAAUUGGUUCCAGAAAUAUAGGUCCUUUUGACCAGAAUAGCAUCGGAAGUUCAAGUAGUGGAAUUGGAUUCCCAGUCCCACUUCAUCAGGGUAUGGGUGGUGUUUUUAGUAGUCCACCAGGCCAGUUCUAUUUUGAAACUGUUCCCAGGGAGAGUGGCAACACAUUAGGUCUGAGAAUGAAUGGAGGAGCUACAACAUUUUCUGGGGGAAACGAUGCAUUAUCAGAUCACUUAGUUGCAGACAACAUCCACAGCCAUCCAAAUUAUAAAGCUGAUCUUAGAUUUUUGCCCUAUCAAAUCCACAGCGCUAGAGAUGGUUAUCUAUUCCCAAAGUAGUUCAAAAAGGUUAGAUAAUGGGCAUGGACCAAGCUUCUAUACCAAACAUUUUUAUACUAAUAGUGCUUAUGAUACCUUGUUAGAUAUAGAUUUUUCUUUGUCUAUUCCUGUGAUCCAGUGUCGAUCAGUAAAAAGAUGUCUUUCUAGACUUGCAUUAAGUAUUGUCUACAAGAUCAUGUAAAAUUGUUGUGAUUGAGAAGUGGAAAGACUCAUUCCUUUA